Molecule: messenger RNA, 3818 nt
Organism: Photinus pyralis (common eastern firefly)
Lineage: Eukaryota; Metazoa; Arthropoda; Insecta; Coleoptera; Lampyridae
Product: toll-like receptor 3
Exons: 1
Coding region: 35-3574 (1179 amino acids)
Molecular function (GO): protein binding
Source: RefSeq, a predicted model, not a curated record
CCAGUACUUUAUCAAAUUUCCCUCAUAGUGCGGAAUGGUGCUGACCAUAAUAAUACUGACUUAUUUUGCAAUAACGGCUAGUGCCCUUCCACAAUGUUCGUGGAGGCCUUACGCAUCGUGCACGAAGAUCAAGUGCGUCGAGUUUUCCGGUCAAUCACUCCCUACACUAAAUUAUGAAGAAAAUUCCAACAGCACUUGCUUUAUUAUCGAAAUUGGUCACUCGAACAUGUCCAGCCUGAACGAGUUUAAAUUGGACUUCGUAAGUAAGGUACAGGAAUUCAUUUUGACUAAUGUCCAAUUGCAAAGAAUGGGCGAGACGGUUUUUGACAAAUUCAGCAGUGUACAACGCAUCCACUUGGACCAAAAUCUGUUGCAGGAGGUCAAAUUUGUAACCCCACUGCCUAGCUUACAGGAGCUUUAUUUGAAGAACAACAGGAUAAAGAAGGCUAGCUUUGAGCCGUUGACCAACUUGCGGGUGCUCAUCUUAGAUUUUAACAAUUUGACUUCUACGGAUGGAUUGACCUGCACGUUAACUGAGCUGGUUGAGUUCACUGCCGUCGGUAACCAAAUCGGAAAUAUCGGUGACUGUUUUAAGUCGAAUAAAGGAUUGAAAACUUUGAACCUGGCAUUUAACCGCGUUACCGAAAUUAGUGGUGACGCUCUGAGCGGACUGACCAAGUUAGAGACACUUUUCUUGGAUAAUAACCGAAUAAGAAAAAUUGCCCCAAACGCGUUUGACUCCCUCGUCUCGCUUGAAAGUAUCAAUUUGCAGAAAAACGCCCUAUAUUCUUUAAGCGUGAACACAUUCAAUGCGCUAAGGGUACUUCGCUCUCUGUCUUUGGAAGGUAACAAGCUGACCAGUUUGGAGCCUGGGACGUUUCAAAAUUUGUCACGUUUGAGACACUUGGAGCUUGGACAGAACCAACUGUCGCGAAUUAAAAAUGGUACCUUCCGGGGUUUGGAAAGCAUCGACUAUAUAGAUCUAUCAAGCCAAAUGCUUAAAGAAUUGGAUGAGGACGCGUUCGAUGGAUUACCCAAUGUGGCUCAUCUGGAUCUUAGCAUGAAUUUCAUUUGGAGAAUCAAAGCGAAUGCGUUUCGUAGUCUCGCAUCUUGCCUUCACCUCAAUCUACGACAAAAUUUCCUGCUGUUGCAGCCCAACGUGUUUAAUGGUUUAAAGAAUCUGCACAUUCUCGAGCUUGGUGGCAAUACAAAUUUAGGCGAAUUACCGCUUAAUGGGUUUAAUGGAUUAGAAUUGCUUGGCCGCCUUGAUUUAUCGAAUUUGACAAUUAAAUCAAUUAACGAUGGCGCGUUUAACGGACUAUUCGGAUUAAAAAUGCUGGAUCUACAGCACAAUGAAUUAAAAACGUUAGAGGCGGAGACCUUUAUGGGCCUAUCUGACUUGCAAAGCCUCGAUUUGAGUUACAACCUGAUUGAGGAGAUUAGGCCAAAUGCCUUUUAUGACUUGCACAAAGUUACGACCCUCAAAUUAAAACAAAAUAGCAUCAAGAGGCUCGGGAAGGGCUCGUUUCAAGGUCUCCGAUCGCUUGUGGUGCUUGACCUUAGCAAUCAGGCAGUAUCAAGUGUCGAACCAUCGUCGUUCAUGGGUCUCGAUGGGCUUGUAACUUUAUCCCUAAACAACAACAACCUCACCACUCUACCACCGGGAGCACUUUCUGGUCUGAGAAAACUGGCCAAGCUUGAUUUGAGUGCGAAUAAAAUUGAGAAUAUUUCGAGCAAAGUUUUUGACGACGUCCCUUUCUUGGAGGUCCUACAGUUGGAAGAAAAUGUAAUCACCACUAUCGAGCCGGAUUCGUUUCUGCAGCUCAACCGCUUGGCCUCACUUAAUUUAUCAUUAAACAACUUAUUCAUCCUACAGGAAUCGAUCUUCAAUGGAUUAUCCGCGGUUACCACUUUGGAUCUGAAUUUCGCACGGAUUAGAAAAAUAGAAAUGGGGGCGUUUAAGGGAUUUGAGACGUUGAAAGAUUUGGAUUUGAGCAAAAAUUCCGUUAGCGAAAUAUUUCCCAAAACCUUCAUUGGAUUACCCAAAUUGAGUACGCUUAAGUUAGGUGUGCAUAUGUCGUACUUGCACUCAAAUGCCUUCCAAGGGCUUGAAGCGGUUCGAUCUCUUACAGUUAGUAACUGCCACCUCAUAGAGUUGCCAGAAGCGGUAUUUAAGGGAAUGACUGGUUUGGAGAACCUAAUCUUUGAGCAAUCCGAUCUGGUAACCAUCAAACCAAAGGCUUUCGAUGGAUUAGUCAACCUACAGCACCUUCGCUUUGACGACACCAAAAUAACUAACAUGGAACUUGGCGCUUUCAGUAGUCUUUCCAAAAUUAGGUCCACAGGCACUAUACUGGAUCCCAAUUAUGGCCUCAUCCAGUACAACUUCAGCAGGAUGUCCAUUCAACGUAUCGAUUCGGGCGCGUUUGCAGGAUUGGGUAAACCAGGCAAUGUGAUUUACCUCGAUCUCGACGGAAAUAAGAUAUUUAAAAUUGUGACCGACAACUUUGUUGGUCUCGAAGGUAUGCGCACUCUAGACUUGACCGAAAACGUAAUAGAGGAGUUGCAACCAAAUUCCUUUCGAACCUUCAAAAAUCUCAUACACUUGUCGUUGGGCUUUAACAAAAUUCAAGACCUGCAACCAGAGGUUUUUAAUGGUCUCGUAUCAUUGCGAUACCUCAAUUUAAGACAGAACAAAAUUAAGUCUCUUUCCGGGAACCGGUUUCGUCUACUCAGAAAUCUAGCGACGCUGAUAGUUUCCAAUAAUUCUUUAGCCGAGAUUCCCGUGGAUGCUUUCGGAAACCUGCCAAUUAAUACGUUAGACGUUGACGCAAAUUCUAUUAGGGCUGUCCACCAAAAUACUUUUAAUGAACUUCCGAAGCUGAUCAAUUUAAAUAUCUCCCACAAUGAUCUUAUUGACAUCGGCUGGUUGAAAGCCCUUGGCCUAGCUCAUUCGAUAAGGAAUUUAGACCUGAGCUACAAUCAUCUCAAGGAAAUUGACAAUAAGAAUCUGGGUUUAUUUCUUCGACGCAUUGACAUUAACGGCAACAACAUUUCCUGCGACAACCUGCGGAAGAUUUUAUGGACCCUCAGGGUGUUUAGAGUAGUAUAUCGAAAGUAUCCUUUAUACGGUUUGGGCUCGGUUGACAACGUCAGUUGCGUUCCAACGCAAUUCUCGUUACCCAAGAACGAAGCGGGUGUCAAAGAGGACUUCUCUGGUUUGGAAGCGCUUUUGAAUGACACCAGUGGAAUUGUGGACGCCAUCGUAACAGACAUUGCCGAUUCAUCUACUGACGAAAAUGAGAUUGCCGAAAAACACUUUGGCGAACUAGCGAAGAUGAUGGACGAGCUGAGCGUGAAGGCGAAGAAGAUCAACGUCAGGUACCGUUCGAAGCAAGCGUACGAUGUCGAUAUCUACCAGUCGCUGCUGAUCAUUCUGUGCGUGGUUUUUUGUUUGUCGCAGGUUAUGGGCGUUUACAAAAAGUUCGUCGGCAGUCAGACCAACAUACGUUUCAGGCGGGAACACUCUGAAAUUGAUCUGUUCGCUGAAACUAGUCCAAACCCGUCGAGUUAGGCUUGCAUUGCAGUUUUUGUAUGCAAUUAUACUAUCAAAAAUACUGUUCUGUUUGUUUUCCUUUAUCGCAGACGAUGACAACCACACUCCUUCUGUAUGACUCCACAGUGUUUUUUGUGCAUUAAGGUAUUUCCCUUCGUGUUUGCAUCUUUCCAUUCAUUGAUCUUCCCUUUUAGACUCAAUUCCAUCGGUUGUUAAUCCGAUUCUAUCCCAGUAUCUACCCUAAAUUCAUCUAUUUCUUCCA